GAGGGUAGCUGCACGCCCACGCGCACUUCUAAGUGUUUAAGCUUCAUUAUUAUUUGUCGCCUACGCUUCGGGAGAGUAGCUUUAAGCACGUGACUCCUAAGAGUAAAAAGACGAUAGAUCACGAUCGAUCAUGGGUCUCCCUACUGGCUAUUCCCUCGUGUCCUCUGUGGCUCUGGCUGUCCUCACACUGGCAGCAAUGCAACUCUUCAGAGAUGAGCUAGGGGUCGAAGGUCGGAGGGCUAUCCUUGGAGGAUUCAUAGGAUCUUGGUUUUUCAUCUUUGUGCUCACUGCUGUUGGUAAUCUAGGCACUCUGAUGUUUGGAGAAGGCCACUAUACCAAGCUCUUCCCUGAAGUGAUUGUGUGCCUUUUAGCUUCUAUGCUAGUGUCAGGAUUGGUCCACAGGGUCUCUGCUACAACAUGUUUGCUGUUUUCUCUCGGAGCUCUGUACUUUAUUAACAAGAUCAGCUCAUCUGUUUACUCUCUGCCAAGCAAGGGGUCAGGGGUCAAAUCUAUGCCAGGAAAGGGCAAAGCUUACCGAUGAACAAUAAAUGUGGCAUCUUGUGAAAUAUGAAUAUAUGAUUAAUUUGAAGUUCUACAGUGUAAAAUAAAUUAUUGGUGAUCGCA
Messenger RNA from Halichondria panicea, 624 nucleotides. Its product is annotated as protein KRTCAP2 homolog. The record is from RefSeq and is a predicted model, not a curated record. NCBI's taxonomy places the organism in Eukaryota, Metazoa, Porifera, Demospongiae, Suberitida, Halichondriidae. The transcript is spliced from 5 exons. Bases 131 to 541 code for a protein of 136 amino acids.